Hyalella azteca is the source of this 906-nucleotide messenger RNA. RefSeq lists its product as uncharacterized. NCBI's taxonomy places the organism in Eukaryota, Metazoa, Arthropoda, Malacostraca, Amphipoda, Hyalellidae. The transcript is spliced from 3 exons. The record is from RefSeq and is a predicted model, not a curated record. The coding region runs from base 1 to 906 and encodes 301 amino acids.
AUGCGACAGUCAGUGGCCAUGGCAGCAGUUAGUGGCCAGAGUUGCAGCAAUAAAUGGCAGAGUGCUGCGGUAACUGGCCAGAGCACGACAUCAUAUUUCGUACACGUGCCCUACUGCGUGCACGUGCCCUACUGCGUGCACUUGCCCUACUGCGUGCACGUGCCCUACUGCGUGCACGUGCCUUAUGGAGUGCACGUGCCCUACUGCGUGUACGUGCCCUACUGCGUGUACGUGCCCUACUGCGUGCACGUGCCCUUUUGCGUGCACGUGUCCUACUGCGUGCACGUUCCCUACUGCGUGCACGUAUCCCACUCCGUGCACAAUUCGUACCACACCUGCUACAAUCUACUAGUUCGUACCACACCUGCUAGUCCCACACCUGACAGUACCACACCUGCUCGUACCACACCUGACAGUAUCACACCUGUCAGUACCACACCUGCUAGUACCACACCUGCUCGUACCACACCUGCUCGUACCACACCUGCUAGUACCACACCUGCUCGUACCACACCUGCUCGUACCACACCUGCUAGUCCCACACCUGACAGUACCACACCUGCUCGUACCACACCUGACAGUACCACACCUGUCAGUAGCACACCUGCUAGUACCACACCUGUCAGUACCACACCUGCUAGUACCACACCUGUCAGCACCACACCUGUUAGUACCACACCUGUCAGCACCACACCUGUCAGUACUCCCACCUGUCACAGUACCACACCUGUCAGCACCACACCUGUUAGUACCACACCUGUCAGCACCACACCUGUCAGUACCACACCUGUCAGUAGCACACCUGUCAGUACCACACCUGUCAGUAGCACACCUGUCAGUACCACACAUGUCAGUACCACACCUGUCAGUACCACACCUGUUAAUAAUGUGAUAUCAAAGCUUUAA